This is a messenger RNA of Ambispora gerdemannii, 393 nucleotides long. NCBI's taxonomy places the organism in Eukaryota, Fungi, Glomeromycota, Glomeromycetes, Archaeosporales, Ambisporaceae. The record is from the annotation of a GenBank genome assembly.
AUGAAACUCUCGGAAGAUAAAGAAACUCAUAGUGAAGAACUGAAUGAUUACGGAGAACUUGUCUCAAUGGUUAAACGUGAUCUAGAAAGUUUAAAAUAUGAUAUUUUAUUCAAUUUCUUGAAUAAGUGUGGCAUGCUAUGGAAUCAACGAGUUGGUACUGAAUUAUUUAGACUUGUUGGAGUUACAUCUUUCAAUGAUUUAUUAAUGAGGCCAAAUCAGAUAUGUUCUGCAACCCAUGACAACAUUGAUGGUUGGAAAUGCAAAAGGCUUAACAAACAAGCUGAUCAAGAGGAGACUCGCAAACAAUUGUGGCAUUUGGAAAUGCCAGGUUCUCUUCUCGUGGUAAAUAAGGUGGAAGGGGGGUGUGAGAUUUGCAGUGCCGCGUUUGUGUAG